This is a messenger RNA of Ictalurus furcatus (blue catfish), 8722 nucleotides long. RefSeq names its product regulator of G protein signaling 12b (gene rgs12b). Gene Ontology annotation, molecular function: protein binding; GTPase activator activity. The transcript has 18 exons. The coding region runs from base 239 to 4339 and encodes 1366 amino acids. Lineage: Eukaryota; Metazoa; Chordata; Actinopteri; Siluriformes; Ictaluridae. The record is from RefSeq and is a predicted model, not a curated record. Gene Ontology annotation, biological process: signal transduction.
GCUCACCUCCUUUUGUUUGAGCAAAACAGAAUAACAUUAUCUCACAGGUUCUCUUUUACAGCACGAGGAGAUAACAACUGGAGGAACUGGAGGUGUCCCGUAAACCAGGUUGGCUUCAGGAUGUUGUAAUCCUGAAAGCGACUAUAACAGAUGAUAGACGAUGAUCUCACCUGAGUGUUACAUUUAGCCCACCUGCUCUGCAUUCGUGAGGCCCUCGACAGCUGCGUGUGAACCAACAAUGUUCAGAUCAUCUGAGGCAAGCAGACGGCGUGCUAAUGGCCAGGCACUGGGCCGCGUCAGAGGGGUGGAGGUAGCUCGAGGAAGGACAGGUUACGGUUUCACUCUCUCUGGCCACUCACCCUGUGUGCUGAGCUGCGUCUUGAAAGGCAGUCCGGCCGACUACGUCGGCCUGCGUGCGGGAGACCAAAUCCUUGCUGUGAAUGACAUCAAUGUGGCGAAGGCAUCCCACGAGGACGUGGUCAAGCUGAUCGGACGCUGCUCGGGCGUGCUACACCUGCUCAUCUCCGAGAGCGGGCAGCUGGAUUCGUGCUCCAGCGACGAGGAGCUCGGAUUCCAUGAGCACAAAAGUCACUGGCUCCGACCGAAGAUGGACUCCAAGACUUUGGGAAUAAACCGUGCUGAGCGCGUGGUGGCCGAGAUGCAGUCUGGAGGGAUCUUCAACAUGAUCUUCGAGAACUCCUCCAGCCACUCCUCCAGCAGCUCGGAGAAAGCUGCUGCGAAACGGAGACCUAACUCUGAGCUGGACUUCCUGUGUGGAGACGCUGAGGCCCAGAGGAGCGACGUGAACCUCCUCUCAGAACAGGAACUGGCCAGAGUGCUGCGUGACGACUCCGUGUUUGUGGAUGUGUUUGAACCUGAGCGGCAGGAAGCUGACUCGGCAGGCAUCCUCAAUGUCGGUAUGAUUGUGGGCUACUUGGGUUCCAUUGAGCUGGCGUCGAGUGGUGCCAAUCUGGAGAGUGACAGUUUGCAGGCAAUACGUGGCUGCAUGCGCCGCCUGCGAGCUGAGCACAAGGUGCACUCUCUGGUGCUGCUCGAGGUGCUUCAUGACCGUGUACUCCUACGCAAUGAACGCCGAGCCAUCCUGGCCGCGUACCCGGCCGAGAAGCUGGCGUUUAGCGCCGUGUGCCCAGAUGACCGCCGCUUCUUUGGCCUGGUAACUAUGCAGGCUGCUGAGGAUCACGGCAUGAGUGCAAUUGCAGAUGAAGACCAGGGUUCGAGAACCUCCUGCCAUGUCUUCCUCGUUGAUCCUGAGCUCUGUCACCACAAGGUACAUCAAGGGAUCUCUCGGCGCUUCGGUUUUAACUGCACUCCAGAUCCGGACACCGGGGGCUGUUUGGAAUUCCCCUCAACAUCUCAGCCGCUGCUGCAGUUUGUAUCAGUGCUCUACCGUGACAUGGGCGAGUCCAUCGAAGGCGUGCGUGCACGAGCGUUCCUCGACGGUGACCUGGACGCUCAGCAGAACAACAGCACCAGCAGCAACAGCGACAGCGGAAUCGGCAACUUCCUGCCCGAAGAAAAAAACAACCGCGUCCUCUUGGUUGACCUCGGUGCCAAUCCUGCCCGCCACAUGCCCACUGGAUUAUGGGAAAGCGCACAGGGCUGUAGGAACCCCAGCGCCCAGGCUGGUCUCCCCUCUCCUCCUCCUCCUCCUCCUCCUCCUCCUUCUAUAACUCAUCGUAAUGGCUACAGGCACGAGUUCUCCGAGCCACACCCACACUCCCACACAGACCCGCCUCCUCUGUCCAGCAGACACUUGAGCUCCUCCUCCCGGCUGGACGUAUCCGGACUUCCAACCCGCCACCAUUUCCCCGCCCACUCUAAGAAGGGCGCAGGGGGCCAGCGCUGGCUCCCUGUCCAUGUCAUGAGAGAGUGGCAUCAGGGCCGCAGCAGCGAUCAGGAGUCCUACAGCGAGUCCACAGAUGGCUGGUCCAGCGCUAACUGCAGCACGCUGCCGCCUCCCAUGAGUAAGAUCCCGGCUGAUCGGUACCGCGCGGCGCGAGACAUCGCCUCCCAGCCCUAUCGGCUCCAUGCCCACAAGGACGAGUGGGCCAACAAGCUGUUUGGGACAGAGAAACACUUUUGCGAGCAACAGCAGCUUCCACAGCAGCACAAUGGCAAGAGGGCAAAAGACUCUGAGAAAAAGGGUGGAAGGUUCCGGGGCGUCACUAUGGGAUUUCCCCAACGCUCGUCUGGGAGGAGAUCGUUCGGCCGCUCCAAACGCCUCAGCGUGUCUCACUCACUGGACGACCUUGAGUCGGCUGCUGUCUCUGAUGGCGAGCUGAACAGCGCAGAUCUGAAGGGCUGCGGCAGUGACAACAGCCUGAACAGCAAUGCCAGUCUACCCAGCGUGCAGUGCCACAGACGGCACCCGGAGCGGCGCGUCGCAGCGUGGGCCGUCUGUUUCGAGCGUCUGCUGCAGGACCCCGUCGGCAUCCGUUACUUCUCAGAGUUUCUGAAGAAGGAGUUCAGUGAAGAGAAUAUUCUGUUCUGGCAAGCAUGUGAAUUUUUCAGCCAUGUUCCAGAAACGGACAAGAAGCAGUUAUCCCAGAAAGCGAGAGAGAUCUACAACAGCUUCCUGUCCAGUAAGGCCACCACGCCGGUCAAUAUAGACAGUCAGGCGCAGCUGGCCGACGACAUCCUCAACGCUCCGCGGCCCGACAUGUUCAAGGAACAGCAGCUACAAAUCUUUAACCUGAUGAAGUUUGACAGUUACACACGCUUCCUGAAGUCCUUCCUGUAUCAGGAGUGUAUGUUGGCUGAGGUGGAGGGCCGUCCUCUACCAGACCCUCACCACAUCCCCAGCAGUCCCACGUCCAAACAUAGCACCAGCUCAGAACGCUCCAACCUCUCUACACCCAAGAAGGAGGAGAAGAAGAGCAAAUCAGUGAAGGCGCUCAACGAGGAGUGUAAAGAUGAACACAGUGAUAAAAAGAAAGGAAGUUUAUUUCCCUGGCCCAGGAACCGAAGCUUUGGGAAAGGACACAAAAAGAAAGACCUCGGAGAGUACACCUUUUCAGGGAAUGACGGGCGCAGAGAGUCACAGGGUUCUUUAUCUUCUGGUGCGAGUCUGGAGCUCGGCAAUUCAGCUUCAGGAAAGAACGAGGGAGAGGUGUCGCGUAACUCCAUGUCAUUAUCGGAGCGUUCUGUGCGUUACUGUAACAUUAACCUGCCGGACGGGUCGUGUUGCUCAGUACCCAUAAGGCCCGGCGUGUCCAUCCGUGAGGUUCUGUUGGGCCUGUGUGAGAAACUCUGCAUCAACCUGGCAGCUGUAGACCUUUUCCUGGUGGGAGGAGAGAAGCCUUUAGUGUUAGACCAGGACUGCAUGACGCUGUGUUCCCGAGACCUGCGACUAGAAAAACGCACAUUAUUCAGGCUGGAUCUGGUGCCCAUAAACCGCUCUGUAGGGCUGAAAGCUAAACCCACCAAGCCUGUGACUGAGGUGCUGAGGCCAGUCGUGGCUAAAUACGGCCUGCACUUAGGAGACCUGGUAGCCAGGAUUAGUGGGGAGAAGGAGCCGCUGGAUCUGGGCUUGCCCAUUUCCAACCUGGACGGGCUCAGAGUGGUGCUGGAGGUGGAUGAACAUGGUGGCGCUGCAAAAGACAAACAGAAACUGACCUUGACAAAAAGCCACGGCCCGCCACUGUCCACACGAAGCCAGUCUGCUACAGCGGAGGACAGAUCAUCAGGAAAGGCUACGACUGUCAAAACCAGGGCCCAGGUGGAAAAGCGAAAACAGAAAAAGCUUAAUAUAGAUGAAGCUGAAGAAUUCUUCGAGCUCAUAUCCAAAGCACAGAGCAACCGAGCUGACGACCAGCGGGGUCUGCUGAACAAAUCCGACCUCGUCUUGCCUGACUUCCUGCGCCUUGACCCUGACAUGAGUCCCGGAGACGUCCCCAUCAGCUCCACCCCCGAUCCCCGCAAAUCCCGUCCACGCUGUAAAGAGAACGGCUCUGCCCUUAGCGCCAGCCACCAGACACAGAGCUUGGAUUCAGGUGUAGAAGGACCAGGUGGCAGGAGAGCCUUCAUGCCACUCCAUAGGAACCCCGCUCCCCGUAAACAGGCGGCGUUUGGCCCUACUCUCUCACCCCUCUCACACAGUCAUGGCGAGUGGAAGCGAGAGCGCGGGGCCCAGGCACUGGAGGAAGAGGAGCAUGGUACGGACCUGACGCUAGUGGGUGAAGGCGAUAUCGCCAUUCCUAACAGUCUGCUCCUCCCUCCAUCCCCUGUACCCUUCCCACGCUCCCCAGAUCGGCCCCGCCUCCUCAGAGAGGACGCUUACCAGGACAGCUGGGCUCAGCCAGGUACCUCUCCUGUGUGACCUGUGCUUUCCCUCAUGCUCACUCCUCUCAUGUUCUUCCUGAAGAUCUGCGUGUGUGUUUUAUCGAGUGCUGUGGACUUGCUGUUGUUCUUCUCUUUGCCAAACCUCGUCAAAGCCGCGACUCUCCCUUGUACAUACGUCACCCUCUAAGAGCACUUUACUGAACUAUUGGAAUAGAGACAUAGAGGUAUAUACAAAUGCUAACUAACAAGCUUUUACUGUCUUUGUUAGAAAGGUUUUGUAUGUCCAGUCACAUUUCAUGAUUCAACAUGAGAGUUGUUUGUCGUCAAGCUUCACUAUUAUAGGAAGCUCAGUAGAGCGGAUUCUAGUGUGUGUGAUUGUCAGUGAGUGAUUAACUACAGCCAUCAUGCUCUGUCUGGGAGUGCACACGCCCUCAAAAAACCACAGGAAUUAAAAGCAACAACCGUUGCACCACCUCCUGGCAUUAACCAUUAUGAGUUUACAGUCAUGAGACCUAAGACCAUAUUGGUGCUCUGAUAUCUGAUGCAAAAUUCCUACAACGGCAACACACAAGAGUGAUUUCACAUGAAUGAAGUUACACGCUAGUGUUGGCUCUGACCCUAACAUUAACCUCUCAAAAUCUCAGCUUAGAAAUUUUAGUUCUUGAUAUCUUAGAACAUAUUCUUCAAUAAUUACAGUGAAACUAAUAGGACAUGUACAGUACUGUGCAAAAGUUUUAGGCACAUGCAAAGAAAUGCUGAAGAGCAAAGAUUCCUUCAUAAUAAUGAAAUUAAAUGUUUCUACAUUUAAAAAAAAAAAUACAGUAAAGAAUAAAUGAAACAAAGUCAAUAUUUGGUGUGAUAUAAAAAUAAAAAUAGUUGUCUCCGGUACGAUUAGUGCCGUUUAUAAGGAAAUGAGCUGUAAGUUUUGUUGAGCAUCUUGCAGAACCAGUCACGGUUCUUCUCUAGACUUUGACUGUCGUACUUGCUUCUUAUUUUGGCAGCAAAACCCAGCAGCCUUCAUUUUGUUUGUUUUUGUUUUUUUAUCUGAAAAGUGUCUCCUACGUAAUAUGCUGCUUUCUUUACUUACAUACAAACAUUAUUCUGUAACAUUUACAAAAACAAUAAUGUUUUUGUGCUGGAAAACUAAUAUUUGGGAAUCUAAAAUGUUUUUGUACUGACUCGAUAAUGUAGAAGUCAUUUGUACUAAAAACAGUAGGGUGCCUAAAACUUUUGCACAGUACUGUAUGUAGUUAUGAGAUCAUGGAAUGUACGAUUGGACCCAAGAACAAAUCUUGGGAGUGUAAAGGAUUAACCGUUGGGAACGUUAUAUAAGCUGGACUGGAAAAUUCAUACGAGUUGACACCUAUGAUACCAUGCUGCCAUCCUGCCUAAUCUCGUGACAAGCCUUAACAGGUGCAGAACUAGACCAGUGACAAAGGCUGUCCUCAUGAGUUAUUGCAAAUGUAAAUUCCUGGCUUAAAGCCUGUUUUAGAGUUAUAAUAACAAGCGGAAGCCUCAGAAACAAGUCACCAGGUAAAAAUUUCUGACUUGCUGAAUUUGACCAUUUCACCUUAACAGAGGACAGGACUAUUUUAGAGUUUAAUGCUUGGUUAUUCUUUACUUUUCUAAAUGCAGUCUAGUAGUACUAGCCACAUUUCAGGCAACAGAUGCUGUAUUUACAUCUUUUCUUACACCCAGUGGUGUUGCAAUGCAUUAGGGGGAAAAUUUUGAAAGAUACCAAAAUAGAUCAAUGCUGAGGUUCUUCAAAGCACUGCAGCCUACAGUUAUUAAAUGGUUGAACGUGCAUCACAAAAGCAUUACCUGAACAUUAAAUAUGAGCAUCCAGGUACAGUUUAGUAGCUUUAUUCCUCCACUUUGCCUCACUGAUGAUCACAUGGCUGACUGCAGUCUCAGCCUACAGACUGCCAUUAGCCUUCAGUCCACUGUAAAACAUUCCCAGUCUCAUCGAUCAUCAAGAAACAUUCAUUUCAUGUGAAAUAUCUUGUUUGUUGCACCUUUAUUGGUGAGAUGUGACCAAAUGCAUUUCCUAGAUUGUAUCUGAACAUAUUCAUCAUAAACACACACACACACACACAGGCCAGAUCUUACCUCUCUGUGGUGAGCAGUUCCAUGAAUUCAGUUCUGAAUGCCUACAGGAUCUCAGAUUCCCACAUUGUGCCAUCCUUUACACUCAUCCUGAAAUCUUCAAUCUGUUUCUUUUCAACAAGCAAUUCAACAAUGUUUAUGCAGUUAACAUCCACUCUGUCAUCUUGCAUAUGGUAUUAUGUAAUAUAAUCCCCACAACCUUAAUUUAUCUAAUUUGUGUGCAAAGUAUGUUUUACUAAAUGACAAAGAAAUACUAACUGUGUACGCUGUAUCCUAGAUACCAGCGUUGUUGAAUUGCCUGCUAUUUUUGCUCUAGAUGAGAUCCAAUCACGUUUCCUGUAGCAGUUUUGUUCCGCUGACGAUCCACUCCGGUCUGUGCCAUAUCUCUGCAUUUCUGUAUAUACAGUUAAAUAAAUGUUAGAGCGGACAUCUUUUGCUCUUAUUUACUGAUGUGUCCUUAUUUACUGACUUCUGUCUUCUUUCUAUGUAUGUUUUUUUUUUCUUUCUCCAGUUUCUUAUGGACACAUUGUUCACACACAGUAUAUUAAGAAAGGAAGAAAACAUGACACUGUGUACUGAAAAUAAUAAAUAACGAGGCGGUGUGUUAUGGCUUGACGCAAACUGGAGUUACUCUUACCGCCCAGAAGAUUAUUUCCCAAUGACGGCAUGUCCCGAAGUGUUUUUUCCUGUUUCGUGAAGUUAAUAAGUCAAAACAUGCAGCAUGUCAUGUCAUGUUACGAAGACACAGCAAAGCCCUUCGUCCUGAAGACCCACUUUGUUAAAGUUAAAGAAAUAACUCAGUUACAAAGGCUGACACUGGAGAAAAGUGUCAUAUAAACUUUUAUUUAAAAACAACAACGACUGUGUUCUCUUUGCAUGGAGCGUCCAUCAGACAAGUCCCUGUAAAUCAGUUGUUACUAAUAAAAACAAUAACAUAUUGCACAGAACAUUUAAUAUACACCUGUGAUUUGUCUUGCAGCAAGAACUACUGUCAGAGCUGCUGUUAUAGAAUAUUAAUCAACACCUUAUGACCAAUCAGAACCAAGAAAUCAAUACCGCUCUGGAAUAAAUGUUUAUAUCGCACUGCUUGUGUAAAACAUUUGAACUGAAUAGGAAACUUCUGUGUUGUCAUAUACACCACAGCUCCUAGCUUGUAUGUGUGUAAUAUUUGGUUUGACCUAUCAUUAAGUAAUUUCUCAGCCCAGAUAAAAACACAACUAUGUUUUUUUGUGUUAGCGUUAUCUCUUACAGCCGAGUGCAAUCUGACUAACAAAGCUAGCUUGCUAGCUAACAAGUGCCUAAUAUCAAGAUGAAUAUGCCUGUCAGCUUGUGUUACAUUAGCAACUAAAGUGAACCAGAAUUUUUCGGACAAUCUACGAACACAUCUGAUAAGUCAUUGUUAGCUACAAGUCUGAAGGUUAAUUUGAAUUUCCGAAUAUAUUCCACAGUUCCAUGUUUGUCCAAUUUUCAUAGAAUUCUUAUCUGGCGGCUGCAUCAGGCUACUUUCCAACUGGGAUGAAGAAAUAGUGGCGGCAUUUUUAAGUGUCCAUGAAAAUAUUGUGCAUAUUUUUGGUAAUUUGGUAGUUUUAUACAGUAGCUAUCUCACCAACUAUAAAGUAUUUGGGAAUAAUUAUUAUUAUAGGAUAAAUAACUAUAUUUAUUGUUUUGAGUUUAUUUUGACUAAAAGUAUUGUGCAAUAUCCUCUCAUAGUUUUCAUUAGAUGUAAGCUGGUCUAAAUAUAAAAACAUAUGUACUAAAUGUAUGGAGAGAUGGACAUUUUUUGCAGAAACCUUUAGAAAACAGUACAUUAAAAUAUAAUAUACUGUGUAUAUAUAGGCCUGCCAUGAUUAGCUACUUUUGUUGGAUGAUAUAUUUUCCCAGAAAUAAUUGCGAUAAAUGAUAUUAUUAUUGGUGGCAUGGUGGUUUAGUGUUUAGCCUCGCACUCCAGGGUUGGGGGUUUGAAACCUGCCUCUGCCCUGUGUGCACGGAGUCCGCAUGUUGUCCCUGUGCUUUGGGGUUUCUUCUGGGUACUCCGGUUUCCUCCCCCCAGUCCAAAUACCUGCGUUGUAGGCAACCCUGUGUAGGUUAAGCAGUACAGAAAAUAGAUGGAUGGAUAUUGUUGUCAUUUUAAGACCAUUUUAUGCCACUGAUAUAAUAAUAAUUCCAGUAACAUAAUAAUGCACGUACACCCUUUCAAAGAGCAAUGCACUUUUAAAUCUACAGAAUAUUUAGACAUUAGAAUUUAUACAUAAUAAAAAAAAUAGUUUUUGUCUUCUGACGAAAAUAUCCUUUAAAUUUAGUCAAUAUUUCAUCG